GGCUGCAGCAGCAACAGCAUCAGCAGCGGCGGCAGCAUCUUCUCUUCCCCCCCUCGCAGCCUCGCGUCUCGACUCCCUUUUCAACCCUCCUCCCCUCCAGUCUCCUUCCCUCUCUUCUCGUCUCCUCUCCCACCACCACCGCGCCACCUACCCUCGCCGCAGCGGCAGCCGCGGUUUUAAUGAAAAGUAGCACUUGUUAAAGCUACUAGUUUUGUUAGAAAAUCUAACAUGGGGUCAGGAAACCUGAUGAUGAAGAAGGUGGUGAGGCCCAGCUCUUUUGAUUUCGACAUACAGCUUGAUAAAAGUUGGACAGAGGAUGUUACUUGCCCAAUCUGUCUUGAUUACCCUCACAAUGCUGUCCUGCUAAGAUGUACAUCUUAUGAGAAAGGUUGCAGGCCAUUUGUCUGUGAUACAGAUCAAACCCGCUCAAACUGUCUUGAGAGGUUUAAAGGUGCAUAUGAGCUCCCUGCCAAUAUGAAAGUUUCAACCAUUGCGGUGGCUCCUCUUGAUAGUAUCCAUAUUGUGGCUCCUAAUGUGAACAACCGCCCAAGCUGCCCAUUGUGUAGAGGAGAUGUCAUUGGAUGGAUUGUUAUCGGUGAGGCUCGUCUACAUCUUAACCAGAAGAAAAGAUGCUGUGAAGAGGAUUGUUGUUCAUUCGUUGGCAACUUCAAUGAACUUCAGAAGCACACACAACAAAAGCAUCCAGACUCACGCCCUUCGGAAAUUGAUCCUGCUAGGCAAGUUGAUUGGGAGAACUUCCAGCAAUCUUCUGAUAUUGUUGAUGUGCUGAGCACGAUUCAUGCACAAGUUCCUAAUGGAAUUGUUCUGGGAGAUUAUGUCAUUGAGUAUGGGGAUGAUGAAACUGGAGAAGAAUAUGAAGUUUUCAGGCGGGUCAGAAGGCACUGGUGGUCUUUUAUGUUUUUCAGGGGAUUCUCUAGAUCUUCAAGAAGACGAAGAAGAGCAAGGGCAAGGGAAAGAAGAGGCAGUGGAAGGAGGAACAGCAAUCAGGCACAUCUCGAAAGCUUUAACCUCGAGGUUCCCACACAAUCUGUUGACUUGAGAGAAAUCAGAUUUGAUGAAAUUGAUGAUGAAUACAUAGUCACAGGGGCCAUACCUAGUAUUGCAACACCUGGAAGAAUGGCUAGUUUCCAUUACAGGGAUACAAGAUAUGGACGAUAAAUGGUGUACUUGUAGGACCAGCUAUUAAAAAGGAGCAUAGUCUUUAUGUGAUGCAGCGAUCAUGAGAACAUUGUACCUCUGCUCAUUUACAUUUCUUUUCGACCUCUAUCGUUGCUAGGUGCUGCCCUGCCCCCCAGCCUAAACUUCCUGUGCAUAUAAAUUAGCAACAGAACUCUCCAUUGAUCGUUCGCAACAGGUUUCAUGAUUCUAGUUUCAUUUUGUAUAUAUCCAGCACCCAUCUCUAUAGCGAUGUUGGUGAAAACUUCUGUUUUUGGAAAAUGCUGGAAAAAUGCUGCUUGGAUGUAGCAGACUUCAUAGGACAUUCCCAGAACAAGAUUGAGUUCAUUCCCAGUGGUU
Molecule: messenger RNA, 1536 nt
Organism: Oryza sativa Japonica Group (Japanese rice)
Lineage: Eukaryota; Viridiplantae; Streptophyta; Magnoliopsida; Poales; Poaceae
Source: RefSeq, a predicted model, not a curated record